This is a messenger RNA of Propithecus coquereli (Coquerel's sifaka), 877 nucleotides long. It is a transcript of the gene NUDT2, whose product is annotated as nudix (nucleoside diphosphate linked moiety X)-type motif 2. The record is from RefSeq and is a predicted model, not a curated record. The coding region runs from base 153 to 596 and encodes 147 amino acids. The transcript has 4 exons. Gene Ontology annotation, biological process: ATP biosynthetic process; AMP biosynthetic process. Lineage: Eukaryota; Metazoa; Chordata; Mammalia; Primates; Indriidae. Gene Ontology annotation, molecular function: bis(5'-nucleosyl)-tetraphosphatase (asymmetrical) activity.
UCACCUGAUUGGUCGGUGUACUUCCAGUCUUCGUUCAAGGCCCACCUCCUAUCUCCCUCUGCUACGGGGAGACCUGGAGGAGUUGGGAUAGAGGCCACAUUGAAGGUAGUUGCCAGGGUCCCGCAGUUACACACAAAGUCCUUAGAUAGACCAUGGCUGUGAGAGCAUGUGGCUUGAUCAUCUUCCGAAGACGCCUCAUUCCCAAGGUGGAUAACAAUGCGAUUGAGUUUCUUCUGCUGCAGGCAUCAGAUGGUAUUCAUCACUGGACUCCUCCCAAAGGCCAUGUGGAACCAGGAGAGAAUGACUUGGAAACAGCCCUGAGGGAGACGCAGGAGGAAGCGGGAAUAGAAGCAGGCCAGCUAACCAUCAUUGAGGGGUUCAGAAGGGAGCUCAAUUAUGUGGCCAGGGAGAAGCCUAAAACAGUCAUUUACUGGUUGGCGGAGGUGAAGGACUACGACGUGGAGAUCCGCCUCUCCCACGAGCACCAAGCCUACCGCUGGCUGGGGCUGGACGAGGCCUGCCAGUUGGCUCAGUUCGAGGAGAUGAAGGCAGCACUCCAGGAAGGACACCAGUUUCUCCGCUCCACAGAACCCUGAGCUGACUGGAGUCAGCAGAGUCAGUUCCUUUGGUGGGAUCCUUGAGGGCCUGCUGAGAUGAACCCACCCUCAGGUCCAGGGAAGGUUGUACUGGUCUUUGGCUCAUUACAGCCAAGAGCAGAUAGGUUAGUGAAAUCAGCUCAGGACCCUCAGAUGAAAGCAAGCAAAAAUCUCAGCUGGGUGGAGAGGAAGGCAAAGGAGAAGUAAAAAUAAGGGCAAGCCCAAUAUGUGUAUCAUUGUACUUUAUAAAUAAACCUCAAGCAGCUUAUCUAUCCUUCUAA